AUGAAUUCACAUCACUUUGAAUCCUUCAGUGUUCGUUUCACUGGAAAAAAUUAUUCUUCUUGGGAGUUUCAAUUUCAGUUGUUUGUCACCGGCAAAGAACUAUGGGGCCAUAUAGAUGGAAGCGAUCCUGCUCCUACUGAUGCAACAAAGCUAGGUGAAUGGAAGAUUAAAGAUGCUCGGGUGAUGACAUGGAUUCUAGGGUCAAUUGACCCUCUUAUUGUUCUUAAUCUCAGGCCGUACAGGACAGCUAAGGCCAUGUGGGAUUACUUACAAAAGGUUUACAACCAAGAUAAUAGCGCAAGACGCUUUCAGUUGGAGUAUGAAAUUGCUAAUUACUCUCAAGGAGGUCUUUCUAUAUUGUCAAUGCCAAAAUACCUACUGAAUUCCUAUCAGUAA
This is a messenger RNA of Solanum tuberosum (potato), 396 nucleotides long. RefSeq lists its product as uncharacterized. The transcript has 2 exons. The coding region runs from base 1 to 396 and encodes 131 amino acids. The record is from RefSeq and is a predicted model, not a curated record. Lineage: Eukaryota; Viridiplantae; Streptophyta; Magnoliopsida; Solanales; Solanaceae.